Messenger RNA from Penicillium roqueforti, 1086 nucleotides. Its product is annotated as INSIG family protein. The record is from RefSeq and is a predicted model, not a curated record. The transcript has 2 exons. Lineage: Eukaryota; Fungi; Ascomycota; Eurotiomycetes; Eurotiales; Aspergillaceae. Gene Ontology annotation, biological process: sterol biosynthetic process. The coding region runs from base 1 to 1086 and encodes 361 amino acids. Gene Ontology annotation, cellular component: endoplasmic reticulum.
AUGAACGAACACCCUCGCAUCCUGCGUCCGCGCCCGAGACGACCAUUCGAUCUGACGCCCGCUUCCACGGAGUCGUCCGGUCCCCCAACACCGAUCGAGCCAGAGUACCUGAACCCGCAAGCAGAAGCCGCGUCCAACUCAACGAGCGUGAGCCGCACAGGAUCAGUGAUGAACCUGACCUCCUCGACGCUGUACGGGAUCUACUCCCCGACAGCAUUUGACGGGGCGGACCGCGACGAGUCUAGCCCCUGGGGCACGGAAGCCAACAGUCCGGAGUCAGAGUUCCCGCCCGAGCAGUCGCAGCGCGAAGCAGAGAAAUCGGCCAUUGAACCGCGGCAGAUGUCGCUGCGGAGGACUCGGUCUCGUCUGAGCCAUGGAAUGUUCCGGGGCGUGAUCUUGCCGCAGGCACUGAGCAGCGUGCUGCUCUUUGGCUUUGGUCUUGCUUACGGUGUGAUCACUGUUUAUCUUCAUGAUAACCAUUGGAUUACGCCUGUCAAGCUGGAGAAUAUUCAUUACUACGACUUGUCGCAAUACUUGGUCUCCUGGGGGUUGGCUGGUGUUGUUCUCGGUAACCUGCUUCCUUGGCUGGAUGGUGAGGUCGAGUCUGAUUCCGAGCUUGCGAGUACCGAUGAGGACGAAAGUGGGGAUCGCACCCCGGCUUGGGUUGCUGUUGCUCGCAGUGUUGGAGCGUUUGUUGGAAUUGCAUUUGCCAUGCGGAGACUCCCUUGGGAAUCUACCACACAAGCAUCGCUAACCCUCGCGCUCGUGAAUCCCGUUCUCUGGUACCUGAUUGACCGCACCACGACCGGCUUCGUCCUCUCAACCACCGUUGGCUUGGCCGGCAUGGGGGUGGUCCUUGGCCUUAAGCCAGAGCUUGUGCCUGCGUCGACCGGCCCAUUCCGCACCAGCAUUCUGAAUGGAACAGGACUAGAGCAUGUGCUGGGUCCAGAUUUCGGUUGCACACAGGAGAGCUUCGCGGUCGGCACUUGGAUUGCCAGUGUCAUUUUCUGCGCGUGCGUGUGCUUUGGAAAUGUUGGCCGUCAGCUUGCCAUCGGAGCUCGCGUCAAAAACGUUAUGAAGUCGUGA